Molecule: messenger RNA, 1671 nt
Organism: Suillus paluster
Lineage: Eukaryota; Fungi; Basidiomycota; Agaricomycetes; Boletales; Suillaceae
Product: PLP-dependent transferase
Exons: 14
Coding region: 1-1671 (556 amino acids)
Biological process (GO): sphingolipid catabolic process; carboxylic acid metabolic process
Cellular component (GO): endoplasmic reticulum
Molecular function (GO): sphinganine-1-phosphate aldolase activity; pyridoxal phosphate binding
Source: RefSeq, a predicted model, not a curated record
AUGCCUUGCCUCAAUGUUGUUCUGCUACACUCGGCGAUCGUUAGGGAUUUCUUGCGAACCAAGACACCUUACGAGGCAGCAAAGACAGCACUUUUCUUCUAUAUCGCUGCAACUCAAACCCUUAAACUCUGCAGGCAUGUCUGGGCUCGAGGCGUCACUGACUCUCUCAGAGACUCGUGGACCUGGACUUACAAAGUACCCUCAUUACAGAAGGAAGUUCAGCUGCAGAUGGACAAGGCAAGACUGGAUAUUGAGGACAAGCUCGUGCCUAAGGGAGCUACCGUUUCGCGACAUCUUGCCCUCCCAGAGGAGGGAAAGUCACUGGAGUGGAUACUAUCAGAGAUGACGAAGAUGGAUGGCGAGUUAGGACAUGGAAAAUUGUCAGGGGCAGUCUAUCACGGGGGAGAGGAUAUGUCAAGAGUGAUUGUCGCUGCUUUCGAGCGUUACACAGUUUCAAAUCCGUUGCAUCCGGACAUCUUCCCUGCUAUCCGCAAGAUGGAAGCUGAGAUUGUCUCAAUGUGCCUACGGAUGUACAACAACCCGGAUGGAGCUGGUACCAUGACCUCGGGCGGUACUGAGUCUAUCGUUAUGGCUGUCAAAACUUACAGAGACUGGGCACGCGAGGCGAAGGGUAUCACAGAACCUGAGAUGAUUGUUCCGGUAACCGCCCACGCCGCAUUUGACAAGGGCGCAGCAUACAUGAAAGUAAAAGUUCACUUGGUUCCAGUAGACCCAGUGACACGAAAGGUAAACAUGAAACGCGUCCGUAGAGCUAUAAACCGGAACACAAUCCUUCUUGUAGGAUCAGCCGUCAAUUUUCCGGAUGGAAAUCAAGACGAUAUUGUUGCUUUGGGCGAACUCGCUGCAAAGCAUAACAUUGGUCUGCAUGUUGACUGUUGCCUUGGGUCUUUCAUUGUGCCAUUCCUGGAGAAAGCGGGCCUUUCUGAUGGCGAACAUGGAGGCGUAAAGUAUAAACUCACCCCAUUCGACUUCAGAGUCCGCGGAGUUACUAGCAUCAGUUGUGAUACUCAUAAGUAUGGAUUUGCGCCCAAGGGGUCUUCUGUAAUCAUGUAUCGCGACGCUGCGUUACGGCGUCAUCAAUACUAUAUCACGCCUGACUGGACAGGUGGCGUCUAUGCUAGCCCGAGUUUGUCAGGCUCCCGACCUGGUGCCUUGAUUGCAGGAACCUGGGCAGCGAUGCAGUACAUGGGAACGGACGGUUAUCUCAAGUCCUGCCGCGAAAUCGUUUCCUGCGCACGUACGAUUGCCAACACCAUUACGAAUUCUAUUCCAGAAUUAUACGUACUCGGCUCUCCGCCCGCUUCCGUCGUCGCAUUUGGUUCCAAAUCUCCUGAGGUGAAUGUCCAUGAGGUUGGAGACGCAAUGUCUAAGAAAGGCUGGCAUCUCAAUGCGCUGAACGGACCGGCUGCGGUACAUAUCGCAUGCACACCAUGGGGACUGAUUCAUUCGCUCACCCGAAAGCGCCUCACACUCCCGCUUGUUGAUACGUUCAUCGCGGAUCUCAAGGACUCUGUGCAAGAAGCCAAGUCGACACCGUCUGGCAAGGGGACGAUGGUUAUGCUCUACGGACUUGGAAAAUCUAGCGCCGUUGGCUCAGAUAUGGUCAGCGAACUUGCUACGAUGUUCUUGGAUACGUUGUACAAGGCUUGA